ACAUGAUUGGAAUUUGGAAACCAAAACAAUGAAAGCGACCAUUCAAAGAGUAACGAAGGCAAGCGUAACAGUUGGGGAGGAGCAGAUCAGUUCCAUAGGCAGAGGACUGUGUGUCUUACUUGGCAUCUCAGUGGAGGACACGCAGAAAGAUGUUGACUACAUGGUACGUAAGAUUCUUAACUUGCGUCUGUUUGAGGACGAGAACGGCCGUGCCUGGAGCCGCAGCGUGAUGGACGGAGGGCUGGAGGUGUUAUGUGUGAGUCAGUUCACUCUGCAGUGUCUCCUCAAGGCAAAUAAGCCUGACUUCCACUCCGCCAUGCCAGCUGAACUGGCUCAGCCCUUCUACAACCGCAUGCUGGAGCAGAUGAGGGAAGCGUAUCAACCACAACUCAUCAAAGAUGGGCAGUUUGGUGCUAAAAUGCAGGUACUUAUUCAGAAUGAUGGACCUGUGACCAUUCAGCUGGAGUCUCCUACUGGCCCAACAGACCCUAAACAGCUGUACAAACAAGAGAAGCAACAGCAGCGAAAAGAAAAAAGCCGCUCAAAAGGCCCUUCUGAGUCCAGCAGAGAGAAGGCAGCGCCCCGCUCUAAAGCUGAUCCCAGCGCCAGCAGCGGAGCCGACGGAGACGUGUCCUCUGAGCGGGAGCCGUAGAGUACCUCACCAUGCAGAUUUUCCAGGGCAAUGCUGCUGUCUUCAGGGACAUCUCUCAUGCCGCUGACUCUGUCUCAUUACUGUCCUCUCAAAUUGUGCCCAGUUGCAUUUUCUUCUAAAACUUGGAUUGUAUAUAACUUCAAGAACAAGUGGCAGCUCUACAGUUACUAGUAGAAAAAAGACUCAGGCUCAUAUCAGUAGUAUUUUAGUACAGCUUUGAACAUACCUGAAUAUUUACUAGACCAUCUAAUUUAUUUGAAUGUAUAUCUGUGAUAUGUUUUAAUAAAAAUGGAAAAGAAAA
This is a messenger RNA of Rhinichthys klamathensis goyatoka, 953 nucleotides long. RefSeq names its product D-aminoacyl-tRNA deacylase 1 (gene dtd1). Gene Ontology annotation, cellular component: cytoplasm. The record is from RefSeq and is a predicted model, not a curated record. Bases 29 to 652 code for a protein of 207 amino acids. The transcript is spliced from 6 exons. Lineage: Eukaryota; Metazoa; Chordata; Actinopteri; Cypriniformes; Leuciscidae. Gene Ontology annotation, molecular function: D-tyrosyl-tRNA(Tyr) deacylase activity. Gene Ontology annotation, biological process: tRNA metabolic process.